Molecule: messenger RNA, 2432 nt
Organism: Linum trigynum
Lineage: Eukaryota; Viridiplantae; Streptophyta; Magnoliopsida; Malpighiales; Linaceae
Source: the annotation of a GenBank genome assembly
AUAGAACGAGUCGAGAACAAAACAACACAAAUCGAACAGAAAACACAGCUAAUUAAAUUCUCCCCCUCUCUCUUCCCCCGUAACUUUUCUUACAAUCUAAGCCUAGCUGCCUGGUGUAUAAAACCCCAACUUCCAACACUACCGCCCCAAAAAAAAAAAACUCCGACAUCCAAUGGCUUCAGCGUGCAUCGACAAGUGCGUGAAGGACACGCGAGACCCGCGAGUUCGGCCGGUUCGGGCCACGUACGUGAACCUAUACAAGUGGCCGGAAUCCGACGCCGAGUUCAUAAAGUCGGUCCGGCGCGUGAGCCAGGGCGUACAGCACCAGCCGCCGAGGGUGGUGGACAGUAUCUCCUGCAGGCAGAUGUAUCUUAGGAGCUACACAUUCUCCCGCAAGGAAACCGUCCCGGAGAAGACCCGCAAGUGCUUCGGCAGGGUCAAGGACAAGGUCGGCCGGCGGAAGGGGACCGAGGGCGGCAGGGAGAAGGGCGGCGGCCGGCGAAAGGGCAGGAAGUGCUUGGUGUUGAGGAAAGUGAAGGAGAUGUCCUGCCGGACGUUUUACAGGAUCUUCCACAGGUUGUUGUCUUGUGCUGCUAGCGUAGAUGUUGUGGAUCACAAAGAUUGAAGUUUUGAAAACAAAACCCUAGCUUCUUUUUUUUUUCUUCUCCCUUUUCAUUUGUGUUUCUUUUCAAAUAAUUUCUUUAAUUAUGUUGAGUUUUUGUUUUUGUUUUUUUUUCCCCCUCUUCUUCUUCCUGCGAUGAUGAUUUUUGUAAUGUGUGUAACUCCAAUCAGUUGUUAACUAGUAAUUAAGGGAGGAUGUAAUUAUGGAGAUUUAUAUAAGCUUUGGUGAAAAUUUUUGGUUUUACGCUGUUGUAUGAUUAUUUGUCGUGCAAAUUCUGAUAGAGAGAGUCAUUCGCGAUUAUGAUUAUAUAUAUGAUAAUUUAACGAGUUUAGAUCGAUUUCGGUAGAUUCCACUACUGAUAAAUUAGUACGAGUACGAUAUUACUUUGUAAUGGAGUUGCCAUUGUCGUAUCGACCUAGUGACGAAGGAAAAGUAGGUGCUGGUAUCCCUAAUGCAGAAAGCUGUGUGAAAGAGUUCACCUAGGAUUCCAAGUCUCUUGGGCAGAAGAACACCUACCAACUGGAGGAUUGUUGGAUUUGUGCAAAACAGCUCGCUUAGGGUUACUUUUCUUCUUUUCUCCACCUCAAUUUUUUUUACAUUAUUACUACCUUAAUUGAGGGAAGUGAAAGUAGAAAAAAAGGUAAGAGAAAAAGCCUAAUGUCCCGGCCCUAAUUCUCACAUAUUUCCCACUAGGGCAAGUUAUAUAACAUGUAUAUAUAAAUAAAAAAGGCUAGCUAAUUACGUAAUUACGAAAUGCAUGCUUCAUUUGAGAGGAACAAAAAGCAAAUCGCAGUCUCAAUGGAGCUCAUCAUCAUUAAGUUGGUAAUGAUCAAUUGUUUCAUUCGGGACAAAAAAAAAAUGGUGGUUCGUCAGGUCCUACAGGAAACACCAGCAGUGCCCAUCAUUAUCAUUAUGCUUAUGACACUAGCUAGCUGGUUAUUGAUUUAAGAUAGGCAAGUGUCGUGAUCACGAUUAUUACAAAUAUAUUGUCCGCUAAACCGUACCGUACCGGCGGUUCAAUCACGAAAUACCAGUAUUGGAAACUAAACUGGUAUACGGUAUUUAACGGUCUAACAGUUGAACUACGAUUAAACCACGAUUUUAUCAUAAAAUAUCAUAUCGUUGACUUUUUCGAUACGAUAUCCGGUACGAUUUCAUAGACGAUGUUGCAGCCGGAGAGAUACAUAGAACCUUAAGAGACAAUGAUGAUAGCACCCACCAGACGCCACUGCAGCGAAAGAGAGGAUUGUGGGUCUAGGGGAUUCAUCACUAUAUACUAUGCUUCCCAGACAAGUUACGUGCAUGCUUCUGAGUUCUGUCCAUGGCUGCCGGCCAUCAUUAUCACAUCCACUGAGUAGAUGUUAAUUACAAAAUAUUGCUCAUAACUCAUACCUAAUCCUCUGGCGUACACCUGUUUAAUUAUAAUGUGUAUUAUAUACGUCGCGCGAUCAUGAAUGUGCUAUAAACUAAAACUGCCCACAAGUUACAUGCAACUGUUGAUUUUGUCUAAUUUAUGGCGUGGAAGUAGGUGUUGGAAAUAUGAUCGACCUGAUUUAAGGUCAAAAUUUACGGACGAAUCCAUCACCUCAAAAUUUACGAAAAAGUGAACGUUGUUCACGACUCUAUCAAAAUUCUAGUCCUUUGGUUUUGAGUUUUCAUACAUACACCCACGUCCCUUAUUUUUAUGAUAGUAGGUGUGGGCAAGUGGUGCGGUCGAAUCAUACCACAUUGUAUUGGCACAAACCGUACCGCAUCAUAAGUUAAUUGAAUCGCAUCGCAUAUUUGACCGCAAUAUAUAAUUGGUUCGGUC